AAACCCAUCCUAGUCCUCGCGUUUCCUCCUCAUUUCUCUCCUCUCCUCCUCUCAUCAGAUCAGAUCAGAUCUCAAAACAAAACAACUUUCCUGAAACGAUGCCGUAUAACACGCGCGGAGCAGAUGCUGACGUGGACGAUUUCGACGAGUACGAUCCGACGCCGUAUGGGGGAGGCUACGACCAAGUACUCACCUACGGGCGUCCUCUCGAGCCGACCGAUGAGACCUGCUAUCCCUCUUCAUCCUCACAGUCCGAUGAGUUCGACUACGAUCGCCCCCAAUACUCCUCUCAUUCUGAGCCCUCUGCUUACGGUGAUGAGGCUCUUCAAACCGAGUACAGCAGCUAUGCCCGACCCAAGCCCCGACCCGGAGCCGUGCCCGGUUACUCUCCUGGUCCGCCCGAAUCGGGUUAUGGGGUCCCUCCUGGUGUGAAUAGGCCUGGUUAUGGGUCUGAGAGACCUGGGUCUGAAUAUCAAUCCGGGUAUGGGCAGCGACCCGGAUCUGAAUUUGGAUCUGGGCAUGGUCGGAAGAGUGAGUAUGAGCAGCCAGAACCGGAAUACGGUUCUGGGUAUGGACGGAAAAGUGAGUUUGAACAGACCGGGUCUGGGUAUGGGCGGAGGCCGGAGUCUGAGGAGCCUGGAUCGGAAUACGGGUCUGGGUAUCGCCGGAAGCCGGAGACUGAGGAGCCUGUAUCGGAAUACGGAUCCGGGUAUGGGAGAAAGACUGAGUAUGAGACUGCUGGAUCGGAAUUUGGAUCUGGGUAUGGCCGGAAACCAGAGUACGAAACACCCGGAUCGGAAUUCGGAUCCGGGUAUGGUAAGAAACCCGGGUACGAGGCUGCCGGAUCGGAGUAUGGUAGGAAACCCGAGUAUGAGACACCUGGGUCGGAGUAUGGAUCCGGGUACGGGCGGAAACCCGGGUAUGGGGAGGAACAAGAGGGGGGCGGUGGAUAUGGGUAUGGGGGGAGGACUGAGACGACUGAGUUUGAGAAGCCGAGUUACGGGGAUGAGCCGCCUCGGAGGCCAGCAGGUUAUGGGAGGCCAAGUUAUGAGGGGCAAGAGGGUUAUGAGAGGCCUAGCUAUGGGAGGUCUGAGGAAGAGGAGAGCUAUGAGAAGCCUAAGUAUGGUAGGUCUGAGGAAGAGGGGAGCUAUGAGAAGCCCAAGUAUGGUAGGUCUGAGGAAGAGGGGAGCUAUGGGAAGCCCAAGUAUGGUAGGUCUGAGGAAGAGGGGAGCUAUGGGAAGCCCAAGUAUGGGAGUUCUGAGGAAGAGGGGAGCUAUGGGAAGCCUAAGUAUGGGAGGUCUGAGGAAGAGGAGAGCUAUGAGAAGCCCAAGUAUGGGGGCUAUGGUGAGGAGAGUGAAGAGGGCUAUGGCCGCAAGAAAUAUGGAGAUGAUGGCUCUGGUGAUGAUGAUGAUGAGGAGAAGAAGCACCACCGUUAUAAGCAUCACCACCACCGCAAGAGCCAUGAUGAUGAGUGAAUGGAAUGCUGGUGUUGCCCUGUGAAUGGGAUUCAUGCCAUAAUUAGCUACUAAAUAAAGGGUUGAGGCAUGUUUUUCUGUGAGUCUUUUGAGUGGUAUUGUCCUAUUGGAAUGGUGUAAGUUUAUUAUGAUGUCUGAGUAAGACAUAUUUGGAUGUAUAAGCUCAAGUAUGUCUCAUUGUGUGAUUCUAAAUAAAAUCCCAGAUAUUUGGGUUGGUGUGGUUGGUCACAUUCAUAUCGUUUAACAAAUUCAUGAUAACUAUAAAUGAGUAGUACAUAUUUAAAAUCGUA
Molecule: messenger RNA, 1765 nt
Organism: Quercus robur (English oak)
Lineage: Eukaryota; Viridiplantae; Streptophyta; Magnoliopsida; Fagales; Fagaceae
Exons: 2
Coding region: 99-1475 (458 amino acids)
Molecular function (GO): phosphatidic acid binding
Source: RefSeq, a predicted model, not a curated record